UCCUGACAAUUGGUUGUUGUCCUCCACCAACCAUAUCGGAAAAUUUGACAGAAUUGCAUGUGUCUUUUUUUUUCUGGGUUAAAAAACGAGAGAAUCAAAGGUGUAGUUAGUGGGCGGCUUUAAUUUAGCUCCGAUCCAAAACAGUAGUUGUUGGUGAAAGCAUGAUCGACGACGAAAAGGCGAUGUGAAUUGAAUUGUCAUGCUCUCAUAAUGGUAAUGUGUUCUCUCAUGAUCAGUUUUUUUUUUUUUUUCACAUGGUUCCAAAGUAUAAAAAAAAAGACAUCUCUAAUAUGACCAAAAGGAUCGCUUUAUUCAUCAAGAAAAAAAAAUCGCUUUAAUUGUUUUUUUCCUGGUGAAAAGCAUAGCACAAGAGGAUACUAGCCAGGAAUUUAUCUAAAAUGAUGUGGAAAAAAAUAUAACAUUAUUUUUAUUAAUAUUGUAUAGUGAUUUGGAACAUCAUAUUAUAUUAUUAUUAUGAAAAGGAUCUAAAAUGCGUACAUUUAUCAUGCAAACUAGACUCUACUAAGCACCGAAGAUUUUAAUUCGUAUUAUUAAUCAAACGAGACUCAUUGAUCAAAAACAUUAUGGUAUAGUACAAUAUGAUAUUUGAUUUUUCCCAUAAAUUGCUCUAAAAUCUUUUUUGAUAUUUGACUUUUCUGUCGCCAUGCAAAGUUUGAUGACCUAAAUUUUAUUUAUAUAUGGUGUAUAGUCGACAUAACCAAACAAAAAAUAGAGGUAUACUGCAUGUAUUCUCAUGUUGAAUAAGUGGGGUUCAAAAGAUAAUAUAUUGACUUGAUGACCAAAUGUUAUAAUUAAUGAAGUAAGAAAUAAAUUAGAGCAAACCUUCUGUUGAAGUGACGACUUAAGUUUAUUUAGGUAGCUUUUAGUAAUUUACUUUAAUUACAGGAGUUAUCUAAAUAAACUAGUAGGGUUCGGUUUAUACCCUAGGCCGAACGUAUAUAUAUGUAUCUUGUAUGCACAGAAAACUUAAGUUGAAUAAGAGUGACUCUGGAGAGUUCUAUCUCUCCCGUGGACUAGUCCUGAUUCUCAGGGAAACCACGUAAAUCUUGGCGUUGUGUUUGUGUUUAUUUUGAGUUCUUAACAUAGUAUCAGAGCCUCUCUUCUAAGGUUUUCGGCUGCUGUGUGUUUUUCGGCUGUUGUGGGCUUCUUCGGCUGCUUUGGGUUUCAGCUGCUGUGUGCUGUAUCUGUUCGCCAACUCGUCUCUUUGCUUUCGGAGCUUUUGUCUCGGCUGUCCAGGGUUCUUCUUCUCGGCUGCUUUCUGUUUAUUGGGAUUUCGGCUGCCUCUUGGUUUGGAGUCUUACUUGGCUGCGCAGGUUUUGUUCCCUGGGUUCUUUUAUUCUUGGAAUUCUAUUUUGGCUCUUUAUUUUGGCUAAGGAGUCUCCGCUCGACUGCUGUGUGGAAACUACUUGGAUUGCUAUUUAUUUUGGCUCGCUAGAAUAUUGUGUUGUGCUAUUGUUUAGUCUCGAUGGAUUCAGGAAAGCCCGAUGCUGUUGUGGCUCGCUUUGAUGGAAAGAAUUUUCCCUUAUGGGAAUUUCAAUUCCGUACGUUUGUUCAAGGCAAGCGCCUCCUUCCAUUGCUGCUGGGUACUCGUCCUAAGCCGGCUGAGUCCGAGGCUAAGGAGUUUGCCGAUUGGGAGGCGGAGAAUGCACAGGUCAUCACUUGGCUUGUGGCAUGUGUGGACGUUCCUACCGGGCUGAGUCUGCGCCGUUUUACGACGGCAAGUGCUAUGUGGAAGCAUCUAUGUACCACCAACUGUCAAGCUAAUGCAUCGCGUCAGUUUGCGUUGGAAACUGCCAUUGCUGGGUUGGCUCAGGGUCGUAUGGAUAUCCGCUCAUAUUAUCAGGAAGCCAUGAACCUCUGGACCGAGAGCGAUCUUCUCUCGGCAUCUAUCUCGACCGCUCAUACUCCUGAAGCUACUAUUGUGGAACGUACGCGUAGUCGUACAAUGCACUUCCUUAUGAAGUUACGUCCAGAAUAUGAGCCCAUUCGAGCUUCUCUUCUCCACCGUAAUGUGACUGAGUUGGAUGAAAUUCUGGCCGAGCUUUACAGAGAAGAAAUUCGGCUUAAAAGUCAGGCACAGAUUGACGCCGGUUCUGCUCGCUCCCUUGAGAAUUCCUCGGUGUUUGCGGCUACCUCUUUUCGGCCACACUUUCAGUCCUCAUCCUCGCAGAUGGGUGCCUCUGGUCAUGGUCCUCCUGGUGGUCAAGGGACUGCCCCUGUUCGCUUUUGUCAUUAUUGCAGGGAUCCUGGGCAUAUUCAGCCAUUCUGCCGGAAAAGAAAUUGGUGCAACUUUUGUCGUCAGGCUGGGCACAUCUUGAGCGAGUGUCCUAAACGGGGUCGUCGUUCACAUCCUCGUUCUGCUGGUCCUAGUUCUGCACCCGCUGCUUAUGCUGCUACUGAGGUGUGCACCGCGCCUACUCCCGGUGCUUUUCAAUCUGUCACAGGUGUCUCUAAGGAAGAGCUUACCAAGCUGAUCCACUCGGCGCUUCAGGAGGUGAUGCACUCCGCUUUCUCGACUGGUAAUGGUUCAGGUAACUCUCCCCACUGGCUUCUUGACUCAGCUGCUUUCAAUCAUAUGACAAAUCGUGUAGGGUCGUUCACAUCGCUUCGUCCUGUGACUCAACGAUUGCAAGUGGCUGACGGUACGAUUUUACCGGUUACUGGGAUGGGUCGGAUUGUGGAGUCUGGGCUUCAUCUGGAUAGGGUUCUUCAUGCUCCUAGAUUGGUUCCGAAUUUGAUUUCUGUGGGUCAACUUGCUGAGGAUGGGUGUGAUGUAAAAUUUGAUAAUAAUGGGUGUGUGGUGCAGGACUCGAGGACGGGGAUGGAACUCGGCCGGGGUCGUAAGCAUGGGCGCAUAUAUGUGAUGGAGUCUCUGCGUUCGCGGGACUUGUCUGGGUGUAGGCGUGAGCUGGCUGCUGGUGAUCAUGUUGAUGCUCGACUUGAUGUUUCCCGUGAUAGUUGUAGGAUGAACUCCUCUACAUUUACUGUUGUUUCUGUCAAACAUUCUCUCAGUUCGGAUGUUCGGAAUUCUGUUUGGGAUCUUUGGCACUGCCGUUUGGGGCAUCCUCAUUCUUCUCGUUUAUUACAGAUGUUUUCGGAAAAAUUAUUGCCUGGUAAUUUUCGAGCUGCUUCAUUUUCUCCUCCCCCAUGUAUUAGUUGCAUUGAGGCUAAGGCUGCUCAACGAUCGUUCCCUACUAGUUCUACAGUUUAUGAUGCUCCGUUUGACCUGGUGCAUACGGACCUUUGGGGUCCAUCGCAGGUCCCAUCUCGCAAUGGAUUUCUUUAUUUUGCGUUGUUUAUUGAUCACCAUACCCGGUACACUUGGAUAUAUUUUUUGCGGCAUAAAUCUGAGCUUCUUACUCAUGCCCGAGACUUUGUUCGUAUGAUACAGACCCAGUUCCAAAAGACUAUUAAGAUUAUUCGUUCUGAUCCUGGUGGAGAGUUUAGUUCGAAUGAGCUGCUUGCAUUUUAUCGUUCGCAGGGUAUUCUCAGUCAGCAGUCUUGCCCAGGGGUAUCACAACAAAAUGGCGUGGUUGAGCGUAAAAACCGCCAUGUCCUCGAACUGACACGCGCUUUAUUGUUUCGUUCUGGAGUUCCCGCACGAUUUUGGGUGGAAGCAGCUAACACUGUCGUUCACCUCAUUAAUCGUCAGAUUACUCCAGUCCUUGAUAACUCUUCUCCCUAUCAGAAGUUGUAUUCCAAGUUGCCUGACUAUGGCGCCCUACGUGUUUUCGGGUGCUUAUGUUUUGUGCUACUUCCUCGCAAGGAGCGUCAUAAACUCGACCCCAAGACAGCUCGUUGUGUUUUUUUGGGAUACAGUGAUCGUCAUAAGGGGUACCUAUGUUAUGAUCCGGAGGGUCAACGGUUACGAAUUGGUUAUCAUGUUAUAUUUAUGGAGAAUGUCAUGUACUACUCCACCAAGAAGGAAUCCUCACGUGAGGAGUUUGCUCGUAGUCUUUCCUUUCUUGAAACCUUGGUGGUUGCUGACUCCGUGACAUUUGGUUCCCCUUGUGUUGUUCCUGCCGAGCCUACUCCCUCUCUUUCAUUGCAUGAUGGGGAUGGUACCGAGACAUCCUCCCCUGUGGGAUCCUUGGACAGUAGCAGUGAUGAGUCAUCGAGUAGUAGCCAUAGUGGAUCCAACUCCUCAUCACAUGACAUCUUAAAUAGCAGCAGUGAUGGGUCCUUGGAUUCUAGCUCAGGCAGUGAUGAAAGCAAUGAUCCUCCGUCACCGCCAGCCGGGCCUCGUCGAUCAGAUCGGGUAAACAAGGGCCAACCACCUCCUCGCCAUAAUGACUACGUCGUCUUUGCUGUGGAUCCCGUCACCUUUGCUGUUGAACCCAUUCAUGUACCUUCUCACUACAGAUAUGCAUGUGGUAUACCAGAGUGGGAUAAUGCUAUGAUAGAAGAAAUCGAUGCACUUGAAGAGAAUGAGACAUGGGAGGUGAUCCCCAGAACUCCGGAUAUGUCUGUUGUUGGGUGUAAGUGGGUGUUCACUGUGAAGCUUAAACCAGAUGGAUCACUUGAUCGAUAUAAGGCCAGGUUGGUAGCUCAAGGGUUCAGCCAGGAAUAUGGGAUUGACUAUGAUGAAACCUUCGCUCCUGUGGCGAAGAUGCAGACUGUUCGAUGUGUAUUGGCUGUAGCUGCAAUGCGGAAUUGGCCUCUGGUUCAGUUAGAUGUCAAAAAUGCAUUCCUGCAUGGAGAUCUGAAGGAGACUAUUUAUAUGGCAUGUCCAGCAGGGUAUUCGAAGGGUGGUCCUAACGUUGUUUGUCGAUUGAAGAAGUCUUUAUAUGGACUAAAACAGGCUCCACGUACCUGGUUUGAGAAAUUCCAUGGCACUGUUAUGCAGGCUGGCUUUGUGCAAAGUCAGAAUGAUCCAUCUUUGUUUUUGCGUCAAACGACGACUGGUCUCACUGUCUUAUUACUAUAUGUUGAUGAUAUGAUCAUCACGGGGAGUGAUCAUGUUGGUAUACAGGAACUCAAGGAGACAUUACAUCAGGCAUUUAAACUGAAGGAGCUUGGAGAUGUUUCAUACUUCCUGGGCUUGGAAAUCGAGCGCACGACACAAGGCAUUUUUGUGAGUCAGAAAAAGUAUGUUCGGGAUUUACUGGUUGAGUAUCAGUUCCUUGACUGCAAGCCAUGUCCUACACCUAUGGAGCAGAACUUAAAAUUAAGUAGAUCAAGUGGUGAGCUUCUCGAUGAUCAAACUAACUAUCGUACGAUAGUAGGGAGUCUCAGGUAUUUAAGCUCUACUCGACCUGAUAUAGCAUAUGCAGUUCAAGUUGUCAGUCAAUAUAUGGGGAUGGCCAGAACUCUGCAUCUUGAUGCCGUGCAUCGGAUCUUGCGGUAUCUUCAGGGUACUCAAGAUGUGGGAAUUUUCUUUCCCAGUCAUGGUGAGAUGACUUUAGAGGCAUUUGCAGAUGCUGAUUUUGCAGGAUGUGUCGAUACCCGACGGUCUACUUCAGGCUGGUGUGUUAGACUUGGUUUAUCUCCUAUAUCUUGGCGCUGCAAGAAGCAAGAUCGUGUCUCUAAGUCUUCAACUGAAGCAGAAUACAGGUCUAUGUCUGAAGUUAGCUCCGAAUUGGUAUGGUUGCAGCGGUUACUAAUGGAUUUGGGAGUUAAUUGCACGACGCCGAUGAGGUUGUUUGGUGAUAAUACUAGUGCAAUUCGGAUUGCUAACAAUCCAGUGUUGCACGACAGGACUAAGCACAUCGAGACUCAUGUGCAUUAUAUUCGGCAGCUCAUUCAGGAGGGAGUCAUCCAGCUCAGUUAUCUGUCAACAGAAGACCAGACUGCAGAUUUGUUGACAAAGGCUGUCGGCACUAGUCGUCACUGGUAUUUAUCUCACAAACUGAUGCUACGUCAGCAUCAUCAGUUUGAGGGAGGGUGUUGAAGUGACGACUUAAGUUUAUUUAGGUAGCUUUUAGUAAUUUACUUUAAUUACAGGAGUUAUCUAAAUAAACUAGUAGGGUUCGGUUUAUACCCUAGGCCGAACGUAUAUAUAUGUAUCUUGUAUGCACAGAAAACUUAAGUUGAAUAAGAGUGACUCUGGAGAGUUCUAUCUCUCCCGUGGACUAGUCCUGAUUCUCAGGGAAACCACGUAAAUCUUGGCGUUGUGUUUGUGUUUAUUUUGAGUUCUUAACACCUUCUUGAACUUAUAAUUUAGUUAAGGGAGCCCAUCAUUAAUCCGCAACGACGGUUUCUUUUUUCUUUACAAUAUGAUAAUGAUCACAAUAAUUUACAAUAUGAUAAUGAUCACAAUAAUUUAUACAGAUGGUGAAUAUUUAUUAGUUAAAUCCUUUUCAGAUUAUUUUUUAUUAGAAAAACCUAUUGAAAUACUAAUAAUUAGUCAAAUAUUAAUUUUCAGUUACCAAUUUUGUUAAUAAUAUUGACUUGGCAAUAUGAUACUGACUUGGAAGAGACACAUGAAUGUCAAGAUUCCAAAAUUUUAGUAUGUCAACUAAGAAAAGAGUUACAAAAUUAUUAAUGAUAACAUAAAAAUGGCUAAUAUUUUGAUGCAUUACAAAAGAUUUGACUAAUUAAUAGCAUUUUAAUAGGUUUGGAUAAUAUUUGUAUAUAUUGUUUAUAUUUAUAAAACAUAUAAAGCAAUUUGCAGAAGAUGUUUAGGAAGAACUCAAAUAAAGUAGUUCAAAACUUUUGAAGUGUAGUUUUCAUUAUCGCCAGGGCCCCUCUGCCACAUGAGGAUUAGAAUAAUAAUCGAGAUAUUAAAAUAGAAAGAGUCAUCUAAAAUGUUUGUGGUAGGUAGGCAUAGUUCAGAUUGGUGUACUCGAACUCGCUAGGUACUUUCGGAGAUAUAUAUUUAUCUAGUAUAUGGAUAAAAAUAUCUGAAAUUUUUUAUUCAUAUUUGAGACUAUCGAAAUCGUUAUUCGAAUGACUAAAUAUUUUGUAUCGAUUAAGAUUACCAUGAUAUGCAUCAUAAUUUUUUUAAAAAAAUUCUUUGGAAAAUUCAUUUUCACAUUUACUUUCAUAAGACUAUAAGAGCUCGUAUAAAAGACUGCGAACACAAAUCUCUGGGGUCGUUUGGAUGGGUUAAUUGUCAAUGUGGUAUUUGUAGAGUCAAAUAACUCAUUUAUUAUUCAUGUGAUAUUUCAGUGUUAUUUCAAUGGUAAUUGAAAUAAAGUAUCUCGUUUGGUUGAACCAUGCAAAUGUGGUAUUCGACAUGUGGUAUUUGGUAAAAACAGAGUAAUAAAACGAGUUAUUUUGAAAUAACACAUGAGUAUAAGUUAUUUCAAAUAACUCGUUUUGAGUUAUUUGUAAAUAACUCAUUGUCCAAAUAACUAAUUUCAGAAAAACGUUACCAAACGAGUUAUUUGUGCCCAAAUAACUCAAUGUGAGUUAUUUGAUAAAGACAUUGAACUCAUUUAUAUAGCAAUUACAAAUGAAAUACUCAGACAAAAAAGAGAGAAAAAAAUAAAAAAUAAAUAAAGGAAAACAAAGAAAAGGCUUUAUGUAUACAUAUGGCCAUGCAAAAUUUUAAUAUGAAAUUGAGAUAAAACGGGGCAAAAAUAUAACUCACAUCCUAUCUCACACUAAUCAGGAGGCUGGUGAUACCAACAUCUUAACCAGAUGUUACACUACAAAUACACACUUCAAAACUGACAUACAACUUACCAACUUAUUGUAGAUAUCCUAACAUAUCAAUCUAACGUAGGACGGAGUCAGUUAGCUACUCUAUAAAUUAAACGAAAGCACUGAUGGCCAAAUAAGUAAUAACAAAGUGGAUUAUGUCAAUGAUGAAUAUUAUGGCCUUCUUAUAUAUUAUUGGAGUAUGUUGUUCAUUGGAAUAUUGGAGGAAAUGAAUAACGCGAUAAUGG
Messenger RNA from Linum trigynum, 7853 nucleotides. The record is from the annotation of a GenBank genome assembly. NCBI's taxonomy places the organism in Eukaryota, Viridiplantae, Streptophyta, Magnoliopsida, Malpighiales, Linaceae.